AUGGUUUAAAGCGUCUGUUGGCCAUUCUUCACUCAUGCAGUGUCUGUUAUCAGCGUGAGACAUGCAGGAUCGGUAUAACGAGAUAGGCUUUGUCCAGCAAAUACUCGGUUUGAAUUUAGUGCCGAGAAAAAACGGCACACACGGAGGCAACGACACAUCUCUGAGCGACUUCUCAGAGAUGUGGUAUGGAGUGUUUCUGUGGGCAGCGGUCUCCUCUCUGAUGUUUCACUUGCCUGCAGCUUUGCUCUCCCUCGCCACACUGCGCCAGCACAAGAUGGCCCGAUUCAUGCCCAUUGCCAUCCUCCUCAUGGGCAUCGUGGGACCAGUUUUGGGGGGAGUCCUUACUAGUGCAGCCAUAGCCGGUGUGUACAAGGCAGCGGGGAAGACAAUGAUCUCCUUGGAGGCUCUUGUUUUUGGUGUUGGACAGUCUUUUUGUGUCCUCAUCAUCUCCUUCCUCAGGAUACUUGCAACUCUUUAGCAGUGCUGAGGCCUACUAGGCUGGACCUGAUGUCAAAAGGACCUGAGAUGAACCUGGUGCAGGACUAGAUCCCUGGUGAAUCCUUGGACACAUGUAAACCAGUCUGGCCUGGCACAUGAUGUCAUGUCCUUUUGAUGCACCAUGGUGAAUUUUCCUCAACUGUCAAGGGAAGAGCUGUGUGUAACCCGACGGCGUGCGUUACGCAGUUCUGGACAUUCUGACUUCCUGUCGAGCCGCUGUUGAGCCGUCUGUAUGAUAUUCACUGAAUGUGCUGCAACCAAUGCUGCGUUCGCAUCACAGGACAACAACACACUACAUACAGUAUAAGCUACCAGCCCCAGCAGUGUGCCCCCAGGUCUUUCCUAAGUUGAGUAAAAACCUUAAGUAAUCAUUUAAUAUGUUUUCAGCUGUUCAUGCAGGAUGUGAAGGCAGCGGGGUGCUGUUCUGCCCUGGUGCCAGAGGUUACAGGUUAGCAGUAGGUUGACAAUAUCCUCUCUCAGGGUGUGUGUGUGAGGGGGUGUGUGUGUUUCUUUUAUUCUGUUUAAUCUGACUCCAGUUUGACUCCAUGUGAUGACUGCAGAGAGACAGGAUAGCUGACAGGCUGAUCUACAGGAAAGAUGAUGGUUAUAUGCAAGAUUCUUGCUUUUUCUCUUGAGGCCUUACUUUCUAUUUUCUGACUUCCAAAGUGGUGUUUAUCUUCAGGGCAGUCUUUCUUUAACAUUAUUUCUCUCACUGCCCUUUUUUUGUUCUUCCUCAUAUUUUUUUGUUCAAAUUAUUACAAGUCUGACUUUACAUGUGUUAUUGUUAGUUCAGAAUUAUUUAUAAGAUCCUACAUGUUUCUCUUUGUCUGUUUUAGCUACAGUAUACAGCAGAAGGGAGUACUCCAAACGCUAUCACUUCUCAAUAACUGCAUUAUUUGCACGCUGAACAGUAAAGUGUUACCUCUAAUGAACAAUCAUGGCAAAUACUUUAGACUGCUAGAAACACAAAGCAAUAAAAUGGCACUCCUGUAAUUUCCAAACUGCGUAAUUAUGGUUCUAAAAUGAGCUGUGAUCACUACAACGUUCUCAGUUUUGGACCAAUGGGCUAUGUCCUUUUGCAUGUGUGUGUCAGAAGAAUUCAAAAAUGUGUUUUAAAAUCUAAGCCAUAGCCACAGUACCACUAAUCAGGGCUGAAGGGGUCGUCCACCUAACAUGAAUGGAAAAACAGUGCAUUGCCUACACAGUUGAAGCUUGAUGAAUAUUGGGGCUCAUUCUUUAGUCAGAUGAGACCAAGAUAAAUGUACGUGGCUCAGAUGAGGUCCAACAUGUUCCGUAUGAACCUGACAAGGAGCACCACAGAGAAGCAUGGAGGUGGGGCUGUUUGAGUGGAACAGGUGUUGGAGAGAUGACGCUUGUAGAUGAGUAAUACCUGUGUAAUGUCAUGCAUGCCUGUGGGUAAACCAAAAUACUGACUGACAAGCUGCAGAAGCUUGGCAGAAGAGAAAUAUUCCACCAUGACAAUGAUCCCAAGCACUCUACCAAAAUUACACAAGGGUGGAAGCAAUGACUCUUGAGUUGAAUCCAGUAGAACAGAGGAGAGCAGGCUGAGCAACACAAAUCAGCAGAGUAGCUGAAAAAAGAAAAAAAAAACAGUCUGAAGAAUGAAAACAUCUCCAGAAUUUUGGUAUCCUUCAUGCAGAGAAGAACUGCGCCACUCAUCCAAAAUAAAGGUGGACAUCAGAAGUAUUAUAAAAUAAAUAAAUAAAAGCUUUGAAUGUCAGUAAUGACUGACUUUAGUUAAAUUGAACCCCCACUGUUAAGCCUGUAUUCUUAUUUACAGAAAUCUAAACUGUUAGCUUUCAGUCUUAGAGUGCAAAUACUCCACUGCUCAACCUAGAAAUAAUGCAGCUAUCGAGAGGUGAUACACUCUUGACUCAUUUGACAUUUAGGUGAUAUUUGACAAGGCUGUACUCAUUUCUCUUGCAUAUUGUAAUUUAGUGAAGACAGGAAUAGAAGCUACGAGGGUCUUAUAGACCUGUGUGUUUCAUCCUGACCACAGCCCUGCAAUUGCAGCCUAGAGAGUCUUCAGAGUUUCUUUGCUCACCUCAUCUUGGUUGUUUGUUUGUUAGGACGUUUCAGUGAGGGGGCUCCAGGUUGGUCAGGUUGCUAAGCAAACCCAAAAACAUAUGAGCUUUUAAUGUUUUCUUUUCUCUCUUUGAAUAAUAGUAUGUUUCACAAGUUUGUCAUUUUGUGACAAUGAACUGAUUUGUAUAUAUAUUCUGAAUUAUUUCCAAGUCUUUGUGGCUUUUCAAUCUUUAUGACCAAAUAUGUAUUGCUAAUUUAUUUUUCUGCACUAAAUGUGCAUACUAUGCGUCAACAGAUGUGUAUUUUCUUGCGGUUUCUAUGGGCUCAAUAAACUCCCAAAUUCCCAUAAUCUUCACUGACUACUUUUAGUUGCUUCUUGGAGCUGAAGAUGCUUUUGAAUUUGCAUAUACGAACA
Stegastes partitus (bicolor damselfish) is the source of this 2959-nucleotide messenger RNA. RefSeq names its product transmembrane protein 170A (gene tmem170a). The coding region runs from base 62 to 478 and encodes 138 amino acids. The transcript is spliced from 3 exons. Gene Ontology annotation, cellular component: endoplasmic reticulum membrane. Lineage: Eukaryota; Metazoa; Chordata; Actinopteri; Pomacentridae. Gene Ontology annotation, biological process: endoplasmic reticulum tubular network organization. The record is from RefSeq and is a predicted model, not a curated record.